AUAGACCGCCACAAAGCCUAGCCGUUCCAGACUUCCAGUUCCCAUCUCCUUUCCUGUUUUUGGAAUUUUCUUGGAAGAUUCCCAAUUCCACACUCUGUACAGAGAGAUUGAACUUUUUUCCAUUUCGUACCCUAAUCCUCAAGGAAAACCUUCAAUUCUUCCUGAAUUAUAUAGACCCUACCGGAAUUCGCCUCGAUGAUGCUUAAUAUGAAGGGGCCGGAGGCCCGAACGACGUCGUCGGCGUCUCCGUCGGCUCCCAGUUCUAUCGUCACCGCCGAGAAAGCUUUCUCUUUUAUCUCCAAAGGAUGGAGGGAAGUUCGUUCUUCAGCUGACGCCGAUCUCCAAUUGAUAAAAAACCGGGCUAAUUCGUUCAAGAACCUGGCUGAUAGAGAGCUGGAGAAUUUCCUCAACUCCGCCUCGAGAUCGACCUUCGUUGUUCCCGCAAUUACGGCCUCUGCCACUACCACCACCCCUGCGGAGAUCGAUUUCGUCAAGAAGCUUCGACCAAAAUUGACCGAAUUUCGGAGGGCAUAUUCGUCGCCCGACUUUAAGUUGAGCCAGUGGAGCCCUAAACCGAAGCUUGGUAUUGAUUUAUCCGCCAUUAAAAAUGCUAUUGUGGCUGAGGUUGAAGAGGAUGAGGAAGACGAGAGGGAGAGGUUUAGGAGAUGGAGGGGUGUGAGGUUUAAGGAGGGGGAAAGGGAAGAUGGCCAGUUUGGGGAGUUGUGGGAACCCCUUAAGGCGUUUCAGACUAGGCUCAGAGAAUUUGAGCAGAAGAGCUCCUCGGAGAUUUUUGAGGGGAUCAAGAAUAGCGAGUUCGUGGUUAAGGUCAAGUCCAGUCUGAGAGCUAUGCACAAGGAGCCCAAUGUCUCCAAGGUUGGUGCUUAUUUACUCAGUAUGAUUAAAUGAUGUGGAGACUGUACAUUUUAAUUUUAGUCUACGGGUAUAGCUUCAGUGAGGAUGAGGUACCGUGCCUUAGCACAAUGUCAUAGGCUCAUCCUUAAAUGGAAAGUGUUUUAGUCUAAGUUCAAGGUUGGUCCGCAGAAUUUGGUGUAAUCUUCUCUGAGUGAGGUGAUGGUGGCUUGUACCUGUAGUUUCUGUAUGUCAGAACCAUUCCUUAUUUGGAUUGUGGGUCAGGAGUUUCCAUUUUUUGAAAAUUAUCAUAUGCAUGUAUACAUAUCGCGAGAAGAAUAGGGGUGCCUCUUCAUCUCUUAUCCCCUUUCUUAUGGGUAACGGAACUUUUAUUGCUGUAAGAUGUUGGCUGUUGUUCUGUUUCAAAGCUUCCAACAUUUCUUUCUUAAAUUGGGAAGCUGUUUCCACUUUGCUUUUGGUGAAUAGUCUUAUGCCGUUGAAUGAUUUUUUGACAAACAAGAAGUUCCAUUGGUGCCUUUUUUUUAUUUUCCUAUUUCAAUAUGUUUGAUGAUAUUGCUGUCAGUUGCCUUCUUUCUUGUGGUGGUCACUUUUAUUUUAAAGUAACAUAACUUGGCACAUAGUUUACUGAUCCUUUUUUUUCACUUGUUAUGCAGGAAGUUCCACCAUUGGAUUUGCCAGAACUGUUGGCUUAUUUUGUUAGGCAAUCCAGUCCUUUCUUGGAUCAACUGGGUAUUAGAAAGGAUCUAUCUGAUAAGAUAGUAGAAAGCUUGUGCAGCAAACGCAAGAAUGAGUUGUUACUACGCUCAUUACCUACCGGAGAGUCAUCGAUUGUGGAAGCUGAUAACAUCAGUGAUGAGUUAGAUUUAAGAAUAGCAAGUGUUCUCCAAAGUACAGGUCAUUCGUAUGAAGGUGGAAUUUGGGGUGAUUCCUCGAAACGGGACUUAUCAGAUCGGAAAAGGCAUGUGGCCAUUGUUACAACUGCCAGUCUUCCAUGGAUGACAGGAACUGCAGUAAAUCCACUGUUUCGAGCAGCUUAUUUAGCCAAGAAUGCGGAACAAGACGUGACACUUUUGGUUCCAUGGCUUUGUAAAUCAGACCAAGAGCUCGUUUAUCCAAAUAAUCUAACGUUUAGCUCACCAGAAGAACAAGAGCUUUACAUACGCAACUGGCUUGAGGAAAGGGUUGGCUUUAAGGCCAAUUUCAAUAUUUCCUUUUACCCUGGAAAGUUCCAAAAAUGCAGGCGAAGUAUAAUACCUGCAGGCGAUACUUCUCAGUUUAUUUCAUCAAAGGAUGCUGAUAUUGCAAUCCUGGAAGAACCAGAACAUCUGAACUGGUACCACCACGGCAAGCGUUGGACUGAUAAAUUUAACCAUGUCGUCGGUAUUGUUCACACCAAUUACUUGGAGUAUAUCAAGAGAGAGAGGAAUGGGGCCCUCCAAGCUUUUUUUGUGAAACACAUAAACAAUUGGGUGACAAGAGCAUACUGUGAUAAGGUGCUACGACUUUCUGCUGCAACUCAGGAUUUACCAAAGUCUGUCAUCUGCAAUGUUCACGGUGUGAAUCCCAAGUUUCUGAGAAUUGGAGAGGAAUUGGCAGCUGAGAGAGAACUUGGGCAGCAAUGCUUUUCGAAAGGAGCAUAUUUUCUGGGAAAGAUGGUUUGGGCGAAAGGUUACAAGGAGUUGAUAGACCUGCUGUCAAAGCACAAGAAUGAUCUUGAUGGCUUUAAACUAGAUGUUUAUGGUAAUGGGGAGGAUGCCCAUGAAGUUAAGAGCAUGGCUCAAAGGUUAAAUCUUAACGUCAAUUUUAUGAAAGGGAGAGAUCAUGCAGACAACUCACUUCAUGGGUACAAAGUCUUCAUAAAUCCCAGUGUCAGUGAUGUUUUAUGCACGGCAACAGCUGAGGCGCUUGCUAUGGGAAAAUUUGUAGUUUGCGCUGACCAUCCAUCAAACGAGUUCUUCAGGGCAUUCCCUAAUUGUUUGACUUACAAGACACCUGAAGACUUUGUUGCUAAAGUUAAAGAAGCAAUGGCCAGUGAGCCUCAACCUCUAACUCCUGAGCAGCGGUAUAGCCUCUCAUGGGAGGCUGCUACCCAGAGAUUCAUGGAGUAUUCUGAUCUUGAUAAAGUGUUAAAAAGCGACUCAUAUUUAGGAAGACAUUCAAGGAAUGCCAUGAAGAAGUCCAUUUCGUUGCCUAAUCUGAAUGAGAUGGUUGAUGGAGGAUUGGCAUUUGCUCACUACUGCCUCACUGGCAAUGAGUUCCUCAGAUUAUGCACUGGUGCAAUGCCCGGCACUCGGGAAUAUGGCAAGGAGCACUCUGAAGAUCUGCAUCUGUUGCCUCCGGAGGUUGAAAGCCCCAUAUAUGGCUGGUAGUCGUUAGUAACUAACCUGUAUAUCAUCAAUAUGUGCAGAUAUCGUAGAAAUAUAAUAUACUUAUACAGUUAGGGGGUGAACGUGAUAAUUGAAAAUUUUGCCUCUUUACUAACCUGCUCAUACACCUUACUCGAUUCUUUCAUGUUGGUUCUUUUCAUUGCACGCAGCUGUUGUAAAGAUCUGCGCUUUGAAUCGCAAAAUUACACUUAACCGUUCAAUCUCUUCUUGUAGAGAAAUAAUCAAUUUUUCCUCCCUUCACUUGCAAAGUUGAUCAGUACUAGCAUCGUAGGGACAAAAGAGAAAACAGCCCUAGCCUAUACCAAGUAUCUAGCUUUAUGCAUUAGAGACGCUGGAAAUGAUAACUUCAAAAAUAUUUCCUGAUCAUCACAUGAAAUCACGUUAUCUGAUGAGAGGUCUACCUUGAUCAUGUUUAAGAUAGACAAAUUUGCUG
Molecule: messenger RNA, 3690 nt
Organism: Oldenlandia corymbosa var. corymbosa
Lineage: Eukaryota; Viridiplantae; Streptophyta; Magnoliopsida; Gentianales; Rubiaceae
Source: the annotation of a GenBank genome assembly